Colletotrichum phormii is the source of this 1617-nucleotide messenger RNA. Its product is annotated as LPXTG-domain-containing protein. The transcript is spliced from 3 exons. The record is from RefSeq and is a predicted model, not a curated record. Gene Ontology annotation, molecular function: transmembrane transporter activity. The coding region runs from base 1 to 1617 and encodes 538 amino acids. NCBI's taxonomy places the organism in Eukaryota, Fungi, Ascomycota, Sordariomycetes, Glomerellales, Glomerellaceae. Gene Ontology annotation, cellular component: membrane. Gene Ontology annotation, biological process: transmembrane transport.
AUGGCAAAAGCGGACCGCAUCGAGAUGCAGCAGCCAAAAGGCGGCUACGACGCCGUCAACACAAGCUCCUCCGGCAACACGGACGACGGCACCAAGAACAACCACCACGAGAACGGCUACCCGUACUCAAUGGCUGAUGGCGGCACCGGUGACUCGACGCUCAGGCUCUUGGCCUUUGCCUUGAUCUUCAUGUCCUCGUGGGAAGUCAUGGCGAUGGACAUGGGAGCCACCUUUUAUAACGGCGGGCCGCAGACGCUCGCCUGGGGCAUCGUCCUCGUCGUCGUCGGCGCCAUGGCCCAGGCGCUCUCCAUGGCUGAGCUCGCGACCAUCCAGCCCAUCGCGGGCGCGCAGUACCACUGGACGCAUUUCCUCGCGCCAGAGAAGCACCGGCGGUUCAUCACGUGGAUGCAGGGCUGGGUAACCUGGUUCGCCUGGGUUUCCGCCCUCGCCGGUUCCGCCGCCUCAGAAGCAAACAUCAUGAUCGGCCUCGUCAGCACAAACUACCCCUCGUACACGUUCCAGCCCUGGCACAUCACAAUGGUCAUCAUCGCCCAGCUUGUCGCCUGCGCCCUCAUCAACAUGUACGCCUUCCGCACCAUCCCCUGGAUGGAGCUCCUAGCCGGCGUCCUCCACGUCGUCCUCUGGCUCAUCUUCGUCGUCGUCCUCUUGACGCUUGCGCCCCGCGCCUCAGCCGACUUUGUGUUUUUCGAGCGCACCGUGAGCUCCGGGUGGACAAACGACUUUGUGAGCUGGAAUAUCGGCAUGCUUGUGCCCGCGUGGGGGUUCAUUGGAUUUGAUGGCGUCGUGCACAUGGCGGAGGAGACGCGCAAGGCGAAGCAAGCUGUUCCGCGCGCGAUGCUGUGGACGAUUAUCCUCAACGGCGUGUUGUCGUAUGGUAUUAUUCUCGCCAUCCUCUUUGGUAUGGGCGGCGACCCGGCUACGACGGAGGCGAUCCUGAGCUCGGAUUACCCCAUCAUCCCUCUUCUCUUCAACGCCGCGGGUCCCGCUGCCGGCACAGCCAUGGUCGUCGGUCUCUUGGUUAUCACAUUCUGCGUCGUCGCCGCCUCGCUGGCUUCCGUGUCACGCAUCACAUGGGCCUGGGCCCGCGACGGCGGCCUACCGCGGUACUUUGCCAAGAUCCACCCGACGCACCGUGUACCGAUCCGCUCCGUCUGGCUACCGUGCGUCAUCGUCACCUGUCUCUCCCUCUUCACCGUCGGCAACAACGCCACGGCGACGGUGUUCUCGGCCUUUACGGCGCUCUCGUCGCUGGGGCUGUACGGCUCGUACAUUAUCGCCAUAUCCUGCAUGCUCCAUGCGCGUCUGACGGGGCGGAUCGGACACGGGCCGGAGUAUCAGGUGCAGUAUGGCGGGUGGUCGCUGCCGAGGGGGUGGGGCACGCCGAUUAAUGUGUAUGCGCUGCUGUGGUCGAUUUACUUGAGCAUCUGGCUGCCGUUCCCGCAGACGAUUCCGGUUACGGGGACGGAGAUGAAUUAUGCUGGGCCGAUUUAUGUUGUUGUUGUGGUUGGUGCUGCGACUUUGUGGUUUACGUGGGGGAAGAAGCAUUGGCCUGGACUGAAUAAGAGUGCCAUUGAUAAUGUGGUGGCGUAUAAUUGA